Pipistrellus kuhlii (Kuhl's pipistrelle) is the source of this 1560-nucleotide messenger RNA. Its product is annotated as lipopolysaccharide-binding protein-like. Gene Ontology annotation, biological process: macrophage activation involved in immune response; defense response to Gram-negative bacterium; positive regulation of macrophage activation. Lineage: Eukaryota; Metazoa; Chordata; Mammalia; Chiroptera; Vespertilionidae. Gene Ontology annotation, molecular function: lipopolysaccharide binding. The coding region runs from base 46 to 1560 and encodes 504 amino acids. The transcript has 13 exons. The record is from RefSeq and is a predicted model, not a curated record.
AAGAGACUCUGACCAACCUCUGCCCAGGAAGAAGCUGAGGACAAGAUGAUGACCAGACCACACUGUGUGGUAAUGGCCCUACUACUGCUAGCAGAGGUCUCCAGGUUUGGAGAAGGAGCUUCUAAUCCUGGGUUUGUGGUCAGGAUCACCAAGAGAGGUCUGGAAUAUGCCCGCCAAUAUGGAAUGGCCAUCCUGAAGAAGGAACUGUCCACCAUCAACGUGCCUGAUUUAUCAGGAAGCUUCAAAGCUGGUUGGAUGGGAAGUGUGAGCUAUGAGUUUACGAGCCUGAGAAUCCGUAGCUUCCAAAUCCGAGACUCCGAUCUGAGCCUGUUCCCAAAGAGGGGUGUCAGAGCCUCCCUGUCCAAUAACUACAUGUCUAUUCAAGGGAACUGGAAGGUGAAAAAGGCUUUUGUCACCCUUCAGGGCACUUUUGAUCUGAGUAUGGACGGUGCUUCCAUCUCGAUUUAUCUGAACUUGGGCAAGGACAGGUCUGGACGACCCACGGCCUCUGUGGCCCACUGCAGCAACUCCGUUGGCCACAUCAGCAUCCACAUUUCUGGACACCUAAGCUGGCUCCUGAACCUCUUCCAUAAAAGAAUUGAAAACAAGAUAAAAGAUAUCUUGAAACAAGAGAUCUGCAGAAUCGUCAGGAUGUCAACAUCCUCAUACCUGGAGCCCUAUCUCCGGACUCUGCCAGUCACCAUGAUGAUUGACCAGGUUGCUGGCAUUGACUACAGUUUAGUAGGAGCUCCCCAGGUGACCUCCCAAGGCCUGGACACGCCCUUCAAGGGUGAAUUCUUCAGCCGAAGCCAGCGCACCCCAGUCCCCUUUGAUGCCCCUCCCAUCCGGCUGCCCCCGGAGCACAACCGCAUGGCCUACUUUGCAGUUUCCCAGUACGUCUUCAACACGGCCAGCCGGGUUUACCACGAGGCUGGGCACAUGAACUUCACCAUCCGAAAUGAGGAUAUACAGAAGCUAACCAUGCUUCUCAGCAAUCACUCGGCUAAAAAAUGGUGGAACCCAAACUGUCUGGACUCUGAGACUACACCUUUCACCACCAUGAUAUCCUGCUUCGUAAGCAGCCAUCUGCUUCUUCUGCUGCAGAUUCCUCUGGACUUUCCAAUUCAAUUGCACACCAAAUCACUAGGGGCCGUGAUUCCUCAGCUGUCCAGGUUGUACCCCAAUACAGAACUAGAACUUGAGAUAUCACCUGAAUCAGCUCCAUUCUUGAUCUUCACCCCUGGAAAUGUUACCUUCAAGCCAGUGAUGAACAUCCAGGCCUUCGCCCUCAUGCCCAACUCUUCUAACCACGAGCCACUCUUCCAACUAAGGGCGGUGAGGUUGCUGGAAUCCAUCUUCAAUUACUAUGCAUCCUACAUCAUAUUUCCCUCUUUCAAUGAGAAGCUUGAGGAAGGCUUCCCACUGCCUCUGCCCAGGGACACUUACCUCAACAGUGUGCAGCUCCAAAUCCACAAGGCUGAGGACCAGGGUGGCUCCUGCUUGACACAGAAGCAGGAAUAUGACCGGAUAUUUGACAGGAUGUGCCUGGUGUCCCCAUAG